GUUUUAGAGAAGUGUUGAUCAAGAGAACUGCAUAGCUUGUGUUUCUGUCACUGAAGAAAAUGUUGCUCAACACAGUUCAUAACCUUUGUUGCGACAAAGGAACACGCAGGAACAUGACAUGUUUUUAUUUUUAUAAACAUAUUAAAUAAAAUCUAGUCACAGGACAUUUUCAUCUAACUCUUCUUUGUUCGAAGGUUCCAUCAGCAAAUGUUCAGACAAAAAUUUAACAAAUAAAUAAAUUAUGGACAUUUUUUUUCAACUGGUGUCAUGUGAUAUGUCAAAACUCAAAGGGAGACUACAAUAUUUCACCAUUUUCUCAGUGUUGCUCUUUAAUCCUCCAGAAUUGGUCAAGGUUUUGAGAUCCUACGACAUCAAAAACGGAGGAAACAUAAUAAAUCUUUUCUUAAUACAUAAAACUUAUCCAAACUUCUUCAUUUUUUAGUAAUGGGUUUUUGUGUUUUGUUUUUUUGUAUUUGGUUACAUUUGGUCUUUACAUUGUACCACUGUCUUAAGUUUUUUUUUUUUUUUUUUCCAAACAAGUUUUUAAAAACUGCAUUAAGAUAUGAUCUCACGUGGACAGCCCUGUAAUCUUUGUGGGCAUACUUCACCGAAACACACUUCAGGAAGCAGAAGGGAGAAGUUAGAUUCCUGAGUAAGACACGAAAACUCUCAGUUCAUAUUUGCUUCCAGAUCAAAAGAACAUUGGGAAACAACCAUGGAUCUGGACUACGGUGAUUAUGGAGAUUACACGGCUCAAAACGAAACAGAGGACAACUCUAGUUUAUUAAGACCCCUGACUUUUAAUGAACCUCAGUUGAGUCUGGAUCAUUUUCUUGUGGCCUUUAACAUCCUGAUAUCCGCUCUUGGGAUUGCGGGAAAUUCAUUAGUGGUUUGGGUUUGUGGGUAUAAAAUGAAAAGAACAGUUUUAACCACCUGGUACACCUCCCUUGCGAUUUCAAACCUUUUGUUUUGUGUCUUUUUGCCAUUUUACGUUUUCUACACUAUAACCUCAAACUGGCCUUUUGGGGUUGCAUUGUGCAAACUCACUUCUUCUGUUCUGUUUCUCAACAUGUACAGCAGUGUGUUUCUGUUGGUUCUAAUCAGUGCUGACCGCUGUGUUCUGGUUUUGUUCCCCGUGUGGGCGCACAACCACCGGACAGUCCAGAAGGCCUCUGGAGUGGUCGUCCUGGUGUGGCUCCUGUCUGCACUUCUGACCGUGCCCUCACUGAUCUACAGACAAGUCACGGUCCACGGCUCGGUCACUCAGUGCUACACAAAUUAUGGGAUCCAUUCCAGACACACGGCAGUGGUCCUGAGUCGAUUCGUCUUUGGCUUUCUGAUUCCUUUUCCAGUAAUCAUCCUCUGCUGCGUGGUGCUUGGUCUUAAGAUGAGAGGUUUAACAGUCAGGUUGAAGAAACCUUAUAAAAUUAUGGUGGCACUCAUCUUGUCGUUUUUCUGCUGCUGGAUGCCUUAUCAUGCCUUCGUUCUCUUGGAGCUGAACUAUGAGAAGCAUAACUUGGAAAUUCUUAAAACUGGACUGAAAGUAGGAUCCACCUUGGCUUCGGCUAACAGCUUCAUAUCUCCCAUUCUCUACGUUUUCAUUGGCAACGACUUCAAGCAAACCCUGAAGAAAUCUUUGACGUCUAAGAUUGAGGAAGCCAUGGCCGAGGAUUUACGAACUGUUGCCCUUAAUAAUUCAAGAUCCAAGUCCAUGGAUAUCAUUAGAUGUUAAUUUUAUGCACUCAACAAUGUGAAAGAUCAAUAUGAGGGAAUCAUAAUAUGUUUCAGUUUAAUCUUUGCUGUUAACCUGAUCUGUUUCACUGGACAAAACAUUACAUUUGAUUUACUUGACUGCUGCUAUUAAAUAUUUAAUGUUCUACCUUUAUAAACAAACAAAUCAAUACAUUUUGGUAAUUUUCGCAAUAAAUUUGGGAAAGUUUUGCUAAGUGAAAAUCAAAAAAAUCUUCCAAGCCAAAUAAAAACACAACUAAAGAUGAAUAAGGAACUGUUUUUUCUUAAAGACAACACCCAAAUAAAAUGUAAUUAAACAUUAUUAAUGAAUUAUGUUUUUAAUAAAUUCAAAGUUAUGCAUUUUAAGUGUAUAGUUUAAGCGUGCUUUAUUUUUUUGUAAAAAAAAAAAAAA
Molecule: messenger RNA, 2143 nt
Organism: Oryzias melastigma (Indian medaka)
Lineage: Eukaryota; Metazoa; Chordata; Actinopteri; Beloniformes; Adrianichthyidae
Product: chemokine-like receptor 1
Exons: 2
Coding region: 716-1732 (338 amino acids)
Biological process (GO): positive regulation of cytosolic calcium ion concentration; inflammatory response; phospholipase C-activating G protein-coupled receptor signaling pathway
Cellular component (GO): plasma membrane
Molecular function (GO): complement receptor activity; G protein-coupled receptor activity
Source: RefSeq, a predicted model, not a curated record